AUGACCAACCCAACAACCCUCGACCAUCUAUGUCAAACACACCUCCCGGCAUCCACGCAUCCCGCGGCAACAACAGAAACAACAACAACAGCAGCAACAACAACAGCAACAACAGCAGUACCAUCAGCUCAAACCGAAUACGAUCCUGUCAAAGUUCGUAAAGGAUGUCCUCCAUCUGCCACCAUCUCUGAUCAACUGGCCCUCCACAAGCCAACUACUACCCAUCCUCAUGAUUGGAUCGCACUCAUCGAACGUGGCGACUGUGCAUUCGUCGAUAAGGUCCGAUAUGCUCAAAAACUAGGCGCCUCAGCCGUCAUCGUCGGUGACUGGCAACAAUCACCAUCAUCAACAUCGUCAUCAUUCUCCACACAUCAUCCAUUCUCUCUCUCUCCCAUAUUCUCCCAACCAUCAAAGACUGGCGAUCACUUCGGCUUCAACUCCGGUCUACUCACCAUGUAUGCUCCAGGAGAUACCAGCGAUCUCACCAUCCCAAGCGUCUUCGUAGCCAGAGAUAGCUAUCUCAGUCUCAGGCAGGAUUGGAAAGAAUUCUCGGCCAUCUCCGAUCAACCAUUUCCACAUCAACCUACUGCCGAUCUAGAUCAUCUUCACUCAUUGGAAGUCAUCAUGAGUAAGGACGAAUUAUGGACUUGGCCAUUCUUCGAUUUGGUUAUCAUUCUACUAUUCUUACCUUCGAUUCUCACCAUCGUCACACUACUUCUACACCGUAUCAGUACGUUCAGAAAAAGAAGGGCGGAUAGGGCACCCAGGGAACUUGUCAAUCGAUUACCCUCAGUGAUCUGGGCCAAAGAUAUGGAGAAAGGCAUCCCACUCCUCAGUGAUCCACUUCUCAACCCGCCUGCUCAAGACCAACAAUCAUCCCUUUCAGCUGGAUGGAUCUCCACACUUCAUCAAUGGCUACAACACAUCCAACCAAGAUUACAUCCCAUCAUCUUCCCCAACACUCGCUCGGAACAGACCCCAUUACUCACGCCUUCAAACCCUCAUCCGUAUGCCGAGCCGGUCUUGAGGAAACAGCAACAGAAAGUUUAUUUCUCACAGCGAGAAUGUGCUCUGUGCUUGUCAGACUUCGAAGUAGGCGAUUUGAUUAGGAUUUUACCCUGCGGACAUUGCUUCCAUCAGUCCCAGUUAGAAGAGCAAUGUAUGGGUAUAGACUGUUGGCUAUUGAAAUCCAAAAGAUUCUGUCCAAUAUGUCGAAUGUCGAUCGUUGAAGAACCUGAGGGUUCAUCUGAGAUCAGUGCCGUUGACCCAGCGAUCCAUCCAACCAGCCCGGUCGAACGCAACCUCGCUGGGCUACCAUCUGAACCGAUCCCGCUCCCCUCCAAUCAUGCCAAUCGACUAACCCAUAACCAGUAUUCCACAGGAACAAAUAACGGACCGAUACCUUCUUCUUCGAGUGUCACCCUAGACCAUGCCUGUUCUCGUACCCGCAUUUGA
Messenger RNA from Puccinia graminis f. sp. tritici CRL 75-36-700-3, 1455 nucleotides. RefSeq lists its product as uncharacterized. The coding region runs from base 1 to 1455 and encodes 484 amino acids. The record is from RefSeq and is a predicted model, not a curated record. NCBI's taxonomy places the organism in Eukaryota, Fungi, Basidiomycota, Pucciniomycetes, Pucciniales, Pucciniaceae. Gene Ontology annotation, cellular component: cytoplasm. Gene Ontology annotation, biological process: ubiquitin-dependent protein catabolic process. The transcript is spliced from 4 exons. Gene Ontology annotation, molecular function: ubiquitin protein ligase activity.